This is a messenger RNA of Mytilus trossulus (common blue mussel), 1089 nucleotides long. Its product is annotated as protein PML-like. The coding region runs from base 1 to 1089 and encodes 362 amino acids. Gene Ontology annotation, cellular component: cytoplasm. Gene Ontology annotation, biological process: DNA catabolic process. NCBI's taxonomy places the organism in Eukaryota, Metazoa, Mollusca, Bivalvia, Mytilida, Mytilidae. The transcript has 3 exons. Gene Ontology annotation, molecular function: nucleic acid binding; 3'-5'-DNA exonuclease activity. The record is from RefSeq and is a predicted model, not a curated record.
AUGAAACUUAUUAUACAUGAAUAUCAGAAACAGUUAGAUUUUCCACCUGCACAAAAGGACGUCAAACCUGUCACGGUCAACCAAAUAUACUUCAGACACCAAAAGCUUGCAACAAGAGAAGUUAGAGAAGAUGACACUUAUUCUUCUGGCAUUGGCUUGGAAGACAACCUUUCAGAUGACAUUGAAGAAAUUCCAAGUCCAUCACUGCAACCUGCAUAUCAAAGUAUUGAAUGGUCCACUACAGUGAAUAACAUUUUCUUUGACAUUGAAGCAACAGGCUUAGCAAGAAACUCUCACAUAACACAGAUUUCUGCAACAUCUGACAAAGGUUCUAUCAACACAUAUGUACUUCCAAAGAAACCAAUAACACCUAAGGCACAGGAAAUAACAGGGAUCAAAGUUGAAGGUAGCAAGAUGUUUUGCCAUGACAAGGAAGUGAAAUCUGUUGGCAUCAAAGAGGCUUUAAAGAUGUUAAUAUUAUUUUUAGCACAAUACAAGAAAAAUGUAAUUAUAGGUCAUAACAUCAAGUCAUAUGACAUACCAGUGCUGUUUUGUGCUUUAAAUAACUGUUCAAUUAUGAAUGAAUUUUCAUGUUCCAUUCUUGGAUUUUUAGACACACUACAACUUUUUAAAUCUUUGUUACCUGGAUUAACCUCAUAUGCACAAUCAAAUUUGUACAAUACAGUAUUAAAUGAAACAUAUGACGGUCAUGAUUCAAUGGAGGACGUUGUUGCUUUGAGUCGUCUUUUCCAUCACUUGGCUCCAUCAACAGAAGCAAAACAAUUGUCAUCUUUUUCCUUUGAUUCAUCUGCAAGGAGAUAUGACCACAACCAGAAAACAAAACUACUUCUCCCUAAUUUGACACCUCUUACAGAGAAGAAAGUAAUUACACUAAGAACUGCAAAUGUAAUAGCAGCAAGUGGCAUGUCUUUUUCUCACCUACGUAUUUCAUAUGCAAGAGAUGGCCGCCAAGGAAUAGAAGAUGUUCUGAAAGAGGAGGAUGUAAAUGGAAAAGUGCGUGUUACCAAAUCAAAGAAGAUAGUUGAUGCCAUAUCAUACUUUUUCAAAAGUUUAAAACCAGAUGAGUGA